CUUUGUAAACAAUUCAAAUUCCGUCCGUUGGGGAAAAGCCCCAAAACUUCCCUCGUUCGUGGUUCUUGACAUAUUAGGGUUUUAGCAACUCGUUUUGCCAUAACUAUCGAGCUCAAAACUUCUGCAAUUUUCACAAUUUAGUUGUAGUUACAUACUUAAAGUUCAGUUCUUACAUAUUUUACUUCGUCGCUGUCUGAUCCUUCUAUUUAUAGCAUGAAGUUGCAAACCCUCAAUUCACCAUUGCUUGAAAAUUUAGAACCAAUGUUAAACGAAUCAAUCUACCACUUUCUAGUUGAGUUUCAGAAAGGUAGAACCGAUUUUUCAGAACUCGGUUCCAUUUUCUUCCGUUUGACCCAGACGAUGACAGACCCACCGCUUGAAUUCAUCUGGUUUUACUCUGCACUCACAUUUCAAACCGCUAAAUCAUCCAACUUAAGAGAUCCACAUAAUUUUUUGCUGUCCCUUAAGGACUUGUUUCACUCCAUUGUUUCGUUUCGGAUUCCCUCUGAUAGCAGCUACUUGACGCAAGUGUCUCUUCUCGCCCCGGUUCUAUACCAAUUAGUUAACUUAAAAUUUCUGAUUUCUAGCUUUAAGGCCGAGAUCGAGGGUUUAGUGGAUGCAGUAGUUAGUCACAUAAUUUUGUGUUGCAAUAAUGAUUUGAUAGAACAGGAGGUUAGGGUUUAUAAAUCAAGUGUGAGUUGGGUUAGUCUAGUGCCAAUCUGGAUCGCUGAUCAGGUUAAUGAGAAUCAAGGUCGCGUAGAUGGUUUGCAGUUGUUUUUCCCUCUUUCAACUGAAGAUAUUCGUCAGGGAAUUAAUGAGGAUAGUGGAAUGGCUUACCUUGCUGGGGUUGUUAUGAUCGAGUCCUUUCUGUUGAGGUUGUGUCUAAUGUUUGAUUCAGAAGCUUCCCGGAAGGAAUUGCACAAGGAUGUCAAAAGUUACGCUGCUCAGAUUAUCAAGGGGUUCAAGAAGAAUCCAACCUUUUUAGUUAUGCUUUUCAAACUGCUAUUGGAAUCAAAUUUGCCUGUAGCUGAGCUCUUGUCUUCAACAGAUGAACUCCUCCUGAAGAAACUGCUUUUUUGA
This is a messenger RNA of Lactuca saligna, 1080 nucleotides long. NCBI's taxonomy places the organism in Eukaryota, Viridiplantae, Streptophyta, Magnoliopsida, Asterales, Asteraceae. The record is from the annotation of a GenBank genome assembly.